UCAUGGAAGGAGCAAUUUAUUGAAGCACUUACAGUGAAUCCCGGCGAUGAUGAUGGUGGUGAAGAGGGCGAUGAAGAAGGCGUGGCAUCAACACCAUCCUGUUUCGAUUACGUAAUGCAUUUCUUAACAUUAUUCUGGAAAAUCUUAUUUGCAUUCAUCCCACCAACAGAUAUUGCCGGCGGUUAUUUAUGUUUCGUUGUAUCGAUAUUUUGCAUUGGUGUGGUCACCGCUGUUAUUGGUGAUAUUGCCUCAUAUUUCGGUUGUACGUUGGGCGUUAAAGAUGCCGUCACUGCCAUUUGUUUUGUUGCUUUGGGUACAAGUAUACCAGAUACAUUUGCCAGUAAAGUAGCUGCCAUACAAGAUAAAUACGCUGAUGCUAGUGUGGGUAAUGUAACCGGUAGUAAUGCUGUAAAUGUCUUCCUUGGCAUUGGUGUUGCGUGGUCUUUAGCUGCCAUUGUACAUGAAGCAAAGGGCACCGUCUAUGCUGUAGAACCAGGAACUAUUGCCUUUUCUGUAACACUUUUCUGUUCGGAAGCUUUAAUUGCCAUUCUUAUAUUGUUGCUGAGACGUAGUAAAAAGGUGGGCGGUGAAUUGGGUGGUCCCAGAAACAUCAAAAUUGUUAGCAGUAUUAUAUUGUUCAGCUUAUGGGUCAUUUAUUUGCUGGUAAGCACAUUGGAAGCAUAUGGAGUUAUUCAUGGAUUCUAAGCAGCAGCAACAUCUCUUAAAUAAAACAACACCCCAGCAUCUUAUAACUAACAUCAGCAUCAAUAAUAGCAGAAAUAGAAAAAUAUUAUGAAACUAAAAAGCGAAUUAACAUCAAUGAAAACUACAACAACAACAACAAAAACCAGCAUUACUAUUUGUAACAACUUUUUUUAUAUAUAAACAUAAACAUAAUAAUAUACAUUUCACUACUAUUACAUACAACAAAAACCCAAAAACCAAAAAUGAGAAUAUAUACUAAAACUAGUAAACAUUUAAAACAUAAAAAAAAACAAAAACAAAAAACACAAGCUAACUUAACUUAACUACUAUUACUUAGAGUUACUUAAUGUUAGAUUUUAAACUAAAUACUAAAUUUUUUGAGUCUAAAACUAAAAGAACCAAAAACAAAAAAUUUUCUUUUUUAUAACUUUUUCUUAAGUCCAAACCAAAAAACAAAUCAUUAAUAUCUAUCAACUGUAAACGAGUCACACAGAAUUUAAUAUAAAAUUCAAUUGUUUAAAAAAAAAGUAACAAAUAAUUAGCAAAGCUAAUAAAGAAAUUUAAAAUUAUAUUAAUUCUAGCUUAAAAUUUUGUGAAAGAAAGAAAAAUAGAAAAUAUUUAAGUUGUAUUUAAGAAGCAUAAUUUAAUACCAGGAGUUUGUAAAAGUUUAGCAACAUUUGUUAAUGUUGCUAGGUUUUCAGCAACAUUGUAGGGAACAAAUUUAAAGCGAGAAAUAAGUAAACAAGCAGAAAACUAUGUUAGUUUUCGGUUAAAAUUUAAAGAUUUAAUAUAUAAAAUGUUGAGCAACAAUUCAAUUACAUUAGUUUUGCAACAUGUCUGUUAGAUUUGUAUUUGAUGCAGAUUUAGAACAGUUAUUUGAAAAAUUAUAAAAAAAAAUAUUAUCUCUUCCGUAGUGUCUCAAACCUUAUAAACUUGUUGCUGCAGCAAGUUGUAGUCCCAUUUUUUAGCAAUAUAGUUUGGUAACAUAUAAGACCGAAAAAUAAUUGGAACAAAACAAUCAAUUUUGUUUUAUAAUUUUUAAAUUUUUAAUAUUUUUUUAUAAUUGUAAACAAUUUUAAAUAUGUGGAGUUUUUGUUUAAAAAGCUUUUAAAAAUUUUUCAUGUUAUUAUUUUGAAAAAUUUUUAAAGAAAACUUUAUAAUUUUCAUUUCAUUCUGUGCUUUAAGGUAAAACAUUUUAAACAAGUUGCCAGCAACAUUUGAAGAUUGAGUUAAAAUGUUAAGAAUUUAAACUUAACAAUUAGAAUAUUUUUCCAUAAGAAAUUGUAUUGAAAACCGCUAAAGAAACUAGAAGUAGAAAUGUUGCAGUUUUUGUAUCAACAUUGUUGAGCAACAAAAUUUGAAACAAGCCCUAUUGUCAACUCAAUACAGGAGAAUUUUAAGAACAUUUUGUAUAAAAAUUCUUUUAAUUUAGAUAUUUUUAUAAAAUUGUAUUAUUUUCAAAAUGUUUUUAAUUAAGAAAAUGUAAUCAACAUGUGGCCAGCAACUUGUUUAACCAACAAAUUUAACAACUAUUUAGCAACUAUUAAUAUGGAAACUUAUAUCGUAAUAAUUUAUAAGGAUUCAAUAAAUGUUAAAGGCUUUUUCUUUUUUAUUCCUAAAAAAUUGUUGCCAGCAACACUUCAACAAGCUUUAAAAGUUUUAAGGAAAUAAAAUUUCUAAAUUAAGAAUUUUAAUUAAACAAAAGUUGCUAAACAAGGUUUAUUAAAUCGAAAUAAACGAAGUGUUCAAACACUCUAAAUGUUAGUUAAAUAAUCAAACUAGUAAAAAUAUUAAAUCUAGUUAAAAUUCUUUAAAAAAAUAUUUACAAAUUUUAAAACUUGAGAAAAUGUUGCUAAACAUUGUUGAUUUAAAGUGUAUAAACUUUGUUUAAAGUUUUAACAUUUAAUUUUAAACCCGAAUUUUAUAAUAAAAUUUUAUAAAAUAUUAAUAUAUCUUUUUUAAAAUUUAGGAAGUUUCUCGCUUAUACCAGCAACAUUUCAAACGUUGCUAAACAAAACCUAAAAAACAUACUCAUAAUAAAACUCCUUGUAUUAAACUAAUACUUUUCUUUUUUUUUAACCUUACAACUUAAAGAAAUCUUUUCAAAUCAAACUAAUUUGUCAUGCUCUGUUUUUAUAAAAGUUAACCUCAAAAAAAAAACAUGUAAAGAAAUGUCAAAGAAAUUGUGUAUAGUAAAUUUUAUCUCUUGUCAUUCUGCUAAAAAAGCAAAAUUUAAACAAACAGCAAAAAACUUUUUUAACAUAAAAAUAAUUGUGUAUUUUUAAUUAAAUAUAAACAAUAAUUUAAAAAAAUUAAUUUAAAGAAAAAACAAGAAAAAACUUUAUAAUUAUAUAGAAAAAAAAGAAAAACUUUUUAUUACUCCCAAACCAAAAACAAAAGAGAAUUUAAACAAUUUAUUAUAAUAAUAUAUUUAAAAAAAAAACUUUUUUUGUGUAAUUUAAGUUAUAGCUAAAAGAAAAAAAAUAUGUUAUUUUUCUAAAUAAAUUUUUCAUAAUUUUUUUCAGUUUAAUAUAUUGUAUAGAGCAAAUUAUUAUUAUUUAUUAUUUCCUUAAUUUGUUAAUAAUUCUUUUUUUUUUUUUUUUGUUUUGUAUUUAUUUCUAUUUACUGUUUUGUUAAUAAAAUAUUUAUAAAAAAAAAAUUAAUCAAAAAAAGACAGGAAUCUUUAAAGUUAUUUAAAUUAUAGCUAAUUCUUGUAGUUAAAUGUUAAACAUUGCCAGAAACAUGUUGCAGAACAUUUUUUUAAGCAACAUGUUUAUUUACAGCUAAAGUUUAAGAAAACAUUUCAGUAUCUUUGUGAAUUGACAAAAAAAAAUCUAGAAAAUUUCUGUAAUUUUUUUAAAAAACUUAACUCAUGUUUAUAAUUAUUCAAACAUUUUGUUUAUAUACAAUGUUUACAAACAUAAAUUUGAAAUUUUCAAAAACAUUUUAAAAUUCAGGUUCAGUUAUUGCAAAAAAAAAAAGAUUUCAAUUUAAGUUUUAAGACUUUUUGUAUUAGAGGAACUUUAAUUUGUAAUAUUUCUCUUAAAAAACUUUAAUUAAAAAAUGUCUUUUAAGAUCCCUUUUUAAUUUCCCCAUCAGAAGUUUAAAUCUAUGAGUUGUAAAAAACUUUUACUCAAAAAGUUUUAAAUAAAAACAAUUUUGUAAAAUAUUAUAAAUAUUAAAACUAUUAUUUUUCACAAAUAUAAACAGAUUUCAAAACAUUUUUUUCUUUAUAAAAAAUAUUAAUGAAAUCGAUUUCUAAAUAAAGUUUUUUCAAGAUUUCUCAGGAAUUCUGGAUUGUAACAGAAAUUCUAGAAAUCUAAAGAAGAAGAAAAUAGUUUUCAAGCCCCAUUUUCACAACAAAAUAUUACAAACAAAAUUCAAAAACUAAAAUAAAUACUUUAAACAAAACAUAAAGAUAAAAUCUAAAAUUAAAUUUUCAAAUAAAAUUUCAUAAUUUUUUUUAUUAAUUUAAAUAAUUUUACUGGUUCCUGUUGAUUUAAUUUUAAUAUUUUUUUCUUUCAAUUUAUUCUUUAAGAAAUUUAAAAAAUGAAAUUAAUCCUUAAACUAAACAUACUUGCCAUUACAUUUAAUUUUUAAACAUAAUUUAGCAACGAAACAAAUGUUUGUACUUUAUAUUUCUUAAUAAAUUUAAAACUAAAAAAAAAAACAAAAUAAUAAAAUAAAAUAAAUUGUUACAACAAGUGAUGGUUCCAAAACAAAUAAUUGCUAAUGUAAAAUGCUAUUAAAUUUUAAUUAAAAUAAAAAAACAAAAU
Messenger RNA from Lucilia sericata (common green bottle fly), 4481 nucleotides. RefSeq names its product sodium/calcium exchanger 1-like. The annotation marks the transcript as partial. The record is from RefSeq and is a predicted model, not a curated record. Gene Ontology annotation, cellular component: axon; sarcolemma; postsynapse. NCBI's taxonomy places the organism in Eukaryota, Metazoa, Arthropoda, Insecta, Diptera, Calliphoridae. Gene Ontology annotation, molecular function: calcium:sodium antiporter activity. Gene Ontology annotation, biological process: calcium ion import across plasma membrane; sodium ion transmembrane transport. The transcript has 5 exons.